Cladophialophora immunda is the source of this 2019-nucleotide messenger RNA. RefSeq lists its product as uncharacterized. The record is from RefSeq and is a predicted model, not a curated record. The coding region runs from base 1 to 2019 and encodes 672 amino acids. The transcript has 2 exons. Lineage: Eukaryota; Fungi; Ascomycota; Eurotiomycetes; Chaetothyriales; Herpotrichiellaceae.
AUGGACAGGUCGCUUGCGACUUUACUGAGGUCCCUGCAGACAUCGGAUCAUCCAGAUGAUGCCGCACGAUUACUACCAGUGGCUACCGGCCUUCUGUCGCGCCUUUCGAAUCCUCUCAAUAUCACGCUGUUGACAUCACAGCUACUGUCGAAUGACGUGCUCUAUCCGAUCCCAACAGAGGUCGCCCGGUGUCGGCAGAUUUUCAGCGUCUUUUAUACUGCGGUGCUGCGCUUGAUUGAAGAUAAACAUAGCCUGGCUCAAGAACAUACGCGGAGCAAUCUCACAGUUACGGAAUGGACGACGGCUGUUGUCCACGGGGCAAAUGACAAGUCCCCUCGAUGGAGGCAUACAUUAUUGCUCGGGGCUCUGCUCCUGGCUUUCCAAUCAAAAGACUUCGAAGGACUGGCUUCAGGCUUGAAAAAUAAACUCGAAGUUGCGCUGGUGGUCGCGUCAAAUCUGGCCCUGCAAGACAAAGAUGCUGAGCCUAAUUGUGAGCUGGCUGUGGUCUUUGUCUUGAACAAUACUUUCCCUCUCCUCUCAGACGUCCACCGGCAACAGAUCAGUUAUGAUGUGCUUCUGCCAAUACUGGUCGACGCGACGUUCUUCUCUCGGGAGGGUCUUGAGCAUGGCUACUGGCUUGGGGUAAUCGACUACGAUGUCCGACCGUCUCCUGAGCAGAAAUUCAACUGGAACGCCAAUUCCACGUCUUUCCGCAAAGUCACCGAGAUCAGAUCGAGAAACCUCGUAUCUGGACUAGGCGCUUUAUCGCGCUUUAUCGCCCACAGUAUCGAGAACGUCCACGACCAAUCCCUCAUCAUCUACUGCGUAAACAGACUGGCUGAGUUUUCACGCACUUUUGCCACUGCGUGGAGACAGAACAAGCUGUCCGAAGUUGACACCAAGGAAGAAUCGCAAUGCUUGGACCAGGAGACUAUCAACAAAACCUUCCCGGUUCUGCUGCAGGUGCUGAGAGACACAAUGUUCUCCGUGGUCAUCAGUCUCCGAUCUGUGCUCGGAAGAGUGCUCUGUGACAGGGUUCUAGCAUCUGAUUCGAAUUGCCCGGGCAUAGCCAUGCAAUCUUUACACAUUUUGCGUGACACAUACUUCAUAGCACAUCGGUUCGGCCUCACCUCGUCCUCACAGUACGUCUUCGUCAACUUCACAGCCAUCGAUAUCCUGAGUCAAUACCCACUGCAAUCGGAGAAUUUCCUGGACUCAAUCCGACCGGUUGAUCUAGGUCGGAUUCCUCCUCAUCCCCUCGACCGACUCCAGGAUCUCUUCUUCCUCAACACUGCCGAACAUUUCACCUUGAUACUGUCACCACAAACUAACAAGGACCUCCUCUUUAAUGCGGCUGCACCGUAUGUUGACCCACAGGGAGAUUCACGGUUAGCGGAGAUCUUUGAAGCUGCUCACAGUGUAGUGUUGGCCAUCCUUGCCGCACCCCAAAAUGCUGAGCUUGCGUUGACAAUGGUACCAUUUUAUGUCGAGACACUGCUCCAGAGCUUUCCAAAGCCACUUUCGCCACGUCAGUUCCGGUUAGCUAUCAGAUCCGUUGUCCGUCUUGCAGCACCGCCGUCUGCCGUUGCCGUCUCUAUGCCUCAUACACAGGCCGUUGUUCUUGAUUUGCUCAGAGAACGCAUGGAGCAUGCGUCAGAAGAUUUACUUCCUCCCAACCCAGAUCUUCCCAUCGAGAAUAGUCAACCUUUGUCUGAAAAGGCUGUUUUACUUCUUGCGAUAAUUGAUUGUUUGAGUUUUCUGCCGGUUCCAUUAUUGGAGGAACAUCUUCCUUUAGCUGCGGAGCUCCUGCACAAGAUCGGGAACCCAAGUCAAAGAAUACAAUGUCAGCGGCGACUUUGGGACACGCUCAGCAAUGGCGAGAUGGAUGUUGAGCGUGCUGCAACUUGCGUUACUUGGUGGACUUCUAGGGGAGGUCGAGAGCACGUCCUUUACGGAGAUCAGCCGGAAGACCAAGAUUUCAGCAUGAGUGGUGCAUUGCAGUUCGACAAUAAACUGUAA